Manduca sexta (tobacco hornworm) is the source of this 890-nucleotide messenger RNA. RefSeq lists its product as uncharacterized. The transcript is spliced from 2 exons. The record is from RefSeq and is a predicted model, not a curated record. Lineage: Eukaryota; Metazoa; Arthropoda; Insecta; Lepidoptera; Sphingidae. Bases 306 to 809 code for a protein of 167 amino acids.
AGCGUUAGUAAGUUGUGAACAACUUUAAGACAUAAAGUAAGACGAGAUACUAAAUUAAACAAAACUUUUUAAAUUAAAGAAGAAAAAACUAUAGAAGCAUCAAACACGCUGUCACAUUUCACGUCAUUACGAAAUCGGAAAGUAUAAAUUAUACAGGAAUCAAAAUUCACAGUUUAAGUCAAACAUAUAAAAACGCUCAAAGAAAUUGAAUUAUCACAUUGAUUGAAACACGUUGGUUGGAAAUUAAUCAAAGAAAUUAAUGAAUUACUUGUGGUAGUAAAUUGUAAUCGUUUUAGUGCCUGACCAUGAUUAUCUACAUUAUACUCACACUCCUCUCCCCUGUAUUGUGCCAAUACCCUUCAUUGGCAGGAAUUAAACCAGACGUCACUUUCGGGGAUGAAAACGAAAGAUUCGACAUAUCAUCUGUUAUUAGAGACCAAAAUAGAUACUACGGUGACCAAGACUUCAGAAGAGCUCAAGAUAGAGAUCUUUUAAACGCUUUAAAAGACACCUUUACUGCAUUGCGAAGAAGUAAUGCAGAUGUAAAGAAUACAGUAGAAUUUGUUAAGAUGAGUGACUCGGAUUUCGCGUACCACGAUACAAUGGAUAGUGGUGGCGGCUCAGUUGCAGACUUUGAAAUGAAUUUGAAGAAGUUUAAGAAAGAUGCGGAUGAAUAUAGGAAGUUGAAAACUGAUCAGGGUCAGGAUGGUAGACGGACUAUUCCAGACGAGAGCGAGAUCCUUAUGAACUACGCUCUGCCUGUUCAGUUAAAGGUGAAGGGAUAUUUGCAGUUGCCUUUAGAUAAAUGAGAUAUUGUUCGAAUAAAAAAAAUGUAAAUGUUAAACUGUAACGAUAUUCGUUUUUAAAUAAGCCAAGAUUUUUAUGUAUAU